Molecule: messenger RNA, 1349 nt
Organism: Cynocephalus volans (Philippine flying lemur)
Lineage: Eukaryota; Metazoa; Chordata; Mammalia; Dermoptera; Cynocephalidae
Gene: RPP38
Product: ribonuclease P/MRP subunit p38
Exons: 3
Coding region: 270-1124 (284 amino acids)
Biological process (GO): tRNA 5'-leader removal
Cellular component (GO): nucleolar ribonuclease P complex; ribonuclease MRP complex; fibrillar center
Molecular function (GO): ribonuclease P activity; ribonuclease P RNA binding
Source: RefSeq, a predicted model, not a curated record
CGCGGCUGGGCGCGGAGUCGGGAGCGGGAGUGGAGAGGACGCCGACCCUGCAGGAGGGCCUGGGACCCCGGCGACGGCCGAAGUCGGCGGGCACGCAAGGUCUCCACGGCUUCCCGGACGUCUCUCGCGCAGCCGCCGGACGGGAAGACGGACAACAAAGUAACGACAACUCCGUGUGCUACUUAAAUAGUAAAGGACGGAGAUUCUGAAGACAGGAGAAUUUACUGCCUAUCUUGCUAUCCCUCUGGAGCACAUAAUUGAUUUUUGAAAUGGCUGCAGCUCCUCAAGCACCAGGGAGGGGAUCUGUUCGUAAGACGAGACCUUUAAUUGUAAAGACAUCGCUGAACAAUCCAUACACUAUUUGCUGGAGCCCCCUGGAGAGAGAGGAUAUGCACUUUAUAUUACAGACUCUUGAAGACAAGUUUAAAUCGCUUGGAUUUCAGAAGAUUGAGGAUAAGAAGAAAAAGAAAAAAACAACUUUCCUAAAAAAACAAAGCAGAGAGAAAUGCAGCAUAGACGUUGAAAUUAGUGAGGAUCUGGAGGGGAAAAAGCCAGACGCUAACCAGCAAGUGUCAGGGUGGACACCUGUGCUUGUGAGGAAGCAGCUGGCCAUUGGCGUUAAUGAAGUUACCCGCGCCCUGGAGAGGAAUGACCUGCUUUUAGUGCUAGUGUGUAAGUCGGUCAAGCCUGCCAUUAUCACCUCCCACUUGAUUCAGUUAAGUUUAAGCAGAACUGUCCCUGCCUGUCAGGUUCCCCGGCUCAGUGAGAGAAUUGCCCCUGUCAUUGGCUUAAAAUGUGUUCUAGCCUUGGGGUUCAAAAAAAACACCACUGACUUUGUUGAAGAAAUAAGAGCUAUCAUUCCCAGAGUACCCUGCUUAAAUGUGCCAUGGCUUCAAGACAGGAGUGAAGAUACUGGGGAAAAUUUAGAGACUGAAUCUUUGGAAAGCCAAGACAAAGAGAUUUUGGAAACUUCAUUUGAAGACAUCUCAAAACAUAAGAGAAAGCUUGUUGAAGGUCAGCAGGCUUCUGCGGUCACAUUGCAACCCCUUAAAAUAAAGAAACUGAUUCCAAACCCUAAUAAGAUAAGGAAACCACCCAAAAGUAAAAAAAGUACUUCAAAGUAAUCUUGUAUAACCUUGUCAUUUUGUAUAAUUUGUAAAAGGACACUUUGUAGAAAAGCCCUGAAACUAACAAAAUGAGUUACAUUUACAUGUAUUCUUAGGAUUCUGUUUGGUAAUGUUCCUUUCAAAUGUGUAAGACUUUGUACGGCACGUAUAUGCUGAAGCUUAAAAACACUAAGUGCAGAAAAUAUUCAAAAACAUAAAUAUCAAAACAAAAGUUUAUUGAAA